Nelumbo nucifera (sacred lotus) is the source of this 2215-nucleotide messenger RNA. RefSeq names its product initiation factor 4F subunit (DUF1350). The record is from RefSeq and is a predicted model, not a curated record. Lineage: Eukaryota; Viridiplantae; Streptophyta; Magnoliopsida; Proteales; Nelumbonaceae.
GAGCUUGUGGGUAGGAGAUCCGGAGUGGGCUGGCCUCUAUCAGGUUGCACUCGGUUUCUAAUGGUCUUUCGGAAGCACACUACUCUGGAAGACCUGAGUCGUGGCAAAACCAUCUUCUCAUAGUCUCCCAUCUCUACCUUAUAAAUCAAAUCUUCAUUACCGAAUUAGUGUCUGCAAGUCCUGAAUCCUGGGUAAGUUUCCCCUUCUUGCUGUUUCAUCUCAAAUCCAAAUGUAAACGCAUCCGUAUCUUUUAGUUUUCUUUGUUUUUCACCUAUGCUGUCGUUCGUUACUUUUGAUCCAGGAUCAUCAGUCGAUAGGAAGUCUUUCCGGGAUUUUUUUUUCUGUAGUCUGCAAUCCAUAGCUUUCUUAUCUCUGUUAGGUAUCAGUUUCAAUUUCUAAGAUUUCGCCUUCGAAUUUGGGCCUAAUUUGUCCUACUCUGACUUUAAUGGUUUUUACCUCGCUUAUCUGGAUACCUUUCAUGUUUAUUCGGGUUCCUCUCGUGUGCGUGGAAUUUGAAAGAGCACACUUCCUACUUUAUUAUUAUCUUUUAUUGGUCACUCCCUGUUGGGGGUCAGAAAUUCCAUUUUUUUUGAUAAUUUCUGAAGUUCUAUUCUAUAAGCAUACGAAUGUCGAAUCCACAUGGUUUCUCACUGACUAAGUGACUAGUCAGUUCCAGUGAUAUACAACAAGAGAACCUGAAUUUGCUAUAUCUCGAAGUUGGUGAAUCGGUCAUUAUAGAGAUUAGUAUGGCAUUACUUCCAUCUUCUCUGCCAACCGUCGAAUGCAGAGGACAUUUUCUGAAGAGUUUUGGAGUCUGUAGAUCUAAGUGUUCUACAAGCAAGCAUUUCUUUCUCAAAGUUGCUCCCAGAAAGAUUAAUAGGCUCUGGCAGAUGGAGUUGUGGCGAAGCUCCUGUGCUGUGUCUCCACGUUUUGGCCCUUUUGGGGAAAAUAGAGCUGUUGCAGUGAGCCCAGCUAAGAAGAUGGUUUCCAAUGGAUAUGUGGGCAGGGAAACCUAUAGAAAUAAAAUUUAUAGAAGAUUGGAUUCUUGUUUGGUCAUUCCUCCAUCCAGAGGCCAAAAACCUCGUGCCAUUAUCAAAUUCUUGGGAGGUGCCUUUAUCGGAGCAGUUCCAGAAGUUACAUAUAGCUAUCUAAUUGAGCUUUUGGCAAAGGAAGGAUUUCUUAUAAUUUCUGUUCCAUAUAAUGUGACAUUUGACCAUUCCCAAGCUGCACAAGAAGUGUAUGAGAAAUUCAAUUCAUGCUUAGAUAUGAUUUUAACAUCUGGGUUACCUGAUGCUAAUCUAUCAGCUGGCGAACUUGUACACCUUCCAAUUUAUUCUGUUGGUCAUAGCAAUGGCGCAUUACUCCAGUUACUCACAGGAAGCUAUUUCUCUGAGAAGAUACCAAAGGCUAAUGCUGCAAUCUCAUACAACAACAGGCCAGCGACAGAGGCGGUCCCAUACUUUGAGCAGUUGGGUCCUCUGGUUAGUCAGAUGAUGCCUUUAAUGGAAGCAUCUCCCAUGUAUUCAAUGGCUAGAAUUGCUUCAGGAGAUGCAUGGAAGGCUUUACUUGAUACAGCUGGAGCAAUGAUACAAGAGUAUGAUCAGGAAGCCAUGGUGUCUUUAACCAAAUUUGUAGAUCAGUUACCAUCAGUAAUGAAUCAGGUUACGCAGGGGGUAUCAGAAUUCAAGCCCACACCUUCUGAGAACCGUGAUUGUUUCAAGAAUUCUUACAAUGUCCAACACACAUUACUGGUUAAGUUCAACUCUGAUGCGAUUGAUGAAACUGAUCUGGUUGAAGAGGUCUUAAAACCUCGUGUAGAUGCCAUGGCAGGGACACUAGAAAAGGUUGUGCUGAGUGGGAACCAUCUUACACCAUGCAUACAGGAUCCAAGAUGGCAAGUGGGUAGCCUGUACACCCCGGCGGAUGCUAUUGCUCAGGGGCUUAAGGCACUUUCACUGAACGACACCAGGGUGCUUGCCAGAACCAUUACAGAUUGGUUCCAAGGUCUCAGCCAUCAUGGAUGAAUCAAAUCCACUCCAUGGUUUGGUUUGUCCACAAUUUCAAUUUGGUUAUCAUUCAUACCUAUAAUAUUUCUGUGCCAAGUAACAUCAUGGUACGUGGCCUCGACAAGGCACUAAAAGCGAAAAAAAAAAAUGUAUCAUCAAGCCAACAACUAUUAAUUGAUUCAUACAAAUGCGAUUUGGGACAAAGCUAA